AUGCCACAAGAUGCAAGCGAUGGAUAUGAGCGUCUUACAGACAUUGCUGAAGCAGCCAAAAACGAAGGAUCCGAACUGAAACAUGUACUGCGUGACGUUUACAGAAACUAUUCUGAAUUAGGGUCAGAUAUUCAUGAUUACUAUGAGAAGAAUCUGAAGAAGCUCCCAGAAACAGUUGGGCAAACUGCAAACGAUUUGUAUAGUUUCUCGCAAACAUUCAAAGAAGAUGCUAACAAGUUCUUGGAGUCGAUGAUGGAGUUGUCUCCACCGGAAAAGAUUUCAGGAUUCAACAUCUCAAAAUUAUUUGCCAACUCAAUAUUCCUUCUGGUCAUUGCGACGUUCUCCAGAUGCAUAGGAUCUUAUGUAACUGCUCCAGUCUUCGGAAUCAUCUUCCUAAAUGUUGGAGCAAUCAUCCUCGUAGUUAUUGUUGUUCCAAUAAUAGCCACCUAUGUUUAUCGAAAUCUUAAAGUGAGAUCAUUGGCCGAAAAACGAAUCGCCUGUGCUGGAUUCAUCUUCCUUCAAUCUGCCCUUAUUGGAUUCAUCAACCAAAAUGACUGGCUCGAAUCUGUUCCAUUCUCUGUUUUGACUCAAAUCAUCUCUUCCUUCUCGUAUCCACUCAUUCUAGCUCAUACUGAUAACAGACAGAAGAUCCUUGGAUUCGUUGCUGGAUCAUCAAUGAUUUUCCAUUUGGCACAUGGAUUUUUCUUCUCCGGAAUGGACGGCGCAUUCUUGACAAUCGUCAUUAUGUACACAUUUCUUGCAAUCUGCCUAAUUCAAUAUUCAAUUGCUUUCCGUUGUCAAACUGAUUUCGAUAUGAUGCUCUUGACAAUGCAGUACGUCUUCCUCAUUUCUGUUGUCAGAAUGUUCGCUUUCGUGAGUUUUGGAAAAGAAAAGUGA
Caenorhabditis briggsae is the source of this 897-nucleotide messenger RNA. The record is from RefSeq and is a predicted model, not a curated record. Bases 1 to 897 code for a protein of 298 amino acids. The transcript is spliced from 5 exons. Lineage: Eukaryota; Metazoa; Nematoda; Chromadorea; Rhabditida; Rhabditidae.